This is a messenger RNA of Acanthopagrus latus (yellowfin seabream), 3579 nucleotides long. RefSeq names its product 5'-3' exoribonuclease 2 (gene xrn2). The transcript is spliced from 31 exons. Lineage: Eukaryota; Metazoa; Chordata; Actinopteri; Spariformes; Sparidae. Gene Ontology annotation, cellular component: nucleus. Gene Ontology annotation, molecular function: RNA binding; 5'-3' RNA exonuclease activity; zinc ion binding. Gene Ontology annotation, biological process: nuclear-transcribed mRNA catabolic process. Bases 338 to 3253 code for a protein of 971 amino acids. The record is from RefSeq and is a predicted model, not a curated record.
GGCUAUAUCUGUCAACUGUCAGCCACCAUGUUAAUUUACGCUAAACAUUGCUAAACAAAAACAAAAUAGCAAAAUAAGCUUAAUUCUUCCCAGGAAAUAAUCAUACUGCUGCCUUGUAGUGCCUAUAAAGGCCAUUGGUGUCGCUGUGGGCCCACUUGACUCUCCGGAAACACACGAUAUGAACCGGAAAAAGUACACAAUGUUCAUGGCGAACAGCAUGUAGCAGAGCUGUUGGUACUCACUCUGGUCCAGUUGCGUGUUUUAAUUGAGCUAUUUUAACUGUUUGAUACGAGUUCGUAUUUUUAUAAGCAUAUAGAGAAGCUACUCUUGACCGGAGAUGGGAGUCCCGGCGUUUUUCCGAUGGCUCAGCCGAAAAUAUCCGUCAAUCAUUGUACAUUGUAUUGAGGAGAAGGGUAAAGAGUGCAAUGGCGUCCGUGUUCCCGUUGAUACAACCAAGCCGAACCCCAACGAGGUGGAAUUUGACAAUUUGUACUUGGACAUGAACGGGAUCAUUCACCCUUGUACACAUCCAGAAGACAAACCUGCGCCCAAAAAUGAAGAUGAGAUGAUGGUCGCCAUUUUUGAGUACAUAGACCGCCUGUUCAAUAUUGUGCGACCCAGGAGAGUUCUCUACAUGGCCAUCGAUGGAGUGGCUCCACGGGCCAAAAUGAACCAGCAGCGCUCUCGGCGGUUUCGCGCCUCGAAAGAAGGAGUGGAGUUGACUGAGGAGAAGAAUCGCAUCAGGGAGGAGAUCAUCCAGAGAGGAGGUUAUCUACCACCCGAGGAGAUUAAAGAGAGGUUCGACAGCAACUGUAUCACACCGGGAACUGAGUUUAUGGACAACCUGGCAAAGUGUCUUCGAUACUACGUCGCAGACAGACUCAGCAAUGAUCCAGGAUGGAGCAAUAUCACCGUCUUCCUGUCUGAUGCCAGUGUUCCCGGUGAAGGCGAACACAAGAUUAUGGACUUUAUCAGGAGACAGAGAGGUCAACCCAACCAUGACCCCAACACACACCACUGCCUGUGUGGAGCUGAUGCUGACUUGAUCAUGCUGGGCCUGGCCACCCAUGAGCCAAACUUCACAAUCAUCAGAGAGGAGUUCAAACCCAACAAGCCCCGCCCCUGCGCACUCUGCGGGCAGGUCGGUCAUGAAAUCAAAGAUUGUCAGGGGACGGCCAGAGAGAAACAGGGAGAGCAUGAUGAGUUUGCAGGCUCGAUGCCAGUGUCAGAACAGGAGUUCAUAUUCAUCAGGCUGUGUGUGCUGCGUGAGUACCUCGCCAGAGAGCUGACCAUGGCCAGUCUGCCGUUUCCGUUUGAUUUUGAGAGAAGCAUCGACGACUGGGUCUUCAUGUGUUUCUUUGUUGGAAAUGAUUUCCUGCCACAUCUGCCUUCCUUAGAAAUUAGAGAGGGAGCAAUAGAUCGACUGGUCAACAUCUACAAAGACGUUGUGCACAAAACUGGAGGCUACCUGACAGAGAAUGGCUACGUCGAGCUGGAGCGAGUCGAACUGAUAAUGCAGGCAGUUGGCGUGGCUGAGGACAAUAUCUUCAAGAAGCGCAAAGAGGACGAUGAAGGUUUCAAAAGGAGAAUGAAGGAGAAGAAAAAGAGGAUGAAGAUGGAUCAGCAGCGGGGUCCCGCCUACAUGACUACGGGCCAGUUUGCCCCUCAUGCCCUUGGGAGACGAGACCGACCUGAGGCAGUCCAGAACGCUCGGCACCAGGCCUUCGACAUGAGGAUGCAGUCCAGGGAGCAACACAAUAAGGAUGCUGCUCAGUCCCUGAAGGCCAUGAUGAGGAACGGUGGCAAUUCGUCUGCAGGGACAAGUGACAGCGCAGACAACAGGGGGGUGAAGAGGAAAGCUGAGGACAGUGACAGCGAGCCAGAGCCUGAAGACAAUGUCAGGUUGUGGGAGGAGGGCUGGAAGCAGAGAUAUUAUAAGACCAAGUUUGACGUGGAUGUGACAGAUGAGGAUUUCAGACAGAAGGUGGUUAAGUCGUACGUUGAAGGUCUUUGCUGGGUGCUGCGCUACUACUACCAGGGCUGUGCUUCCUGGGAGUGGUACUUCCCGUUCCACUAUGCCCCGUUCGCCUCCGACUUCAAAGACAUCAAAGAGAUGUUCACAGACUUUGAGAUGGGAACCAAACCGUUCAAGCCACUGGAGCAGCUGAUGGGAGUGUUUCCUGCUGCCAGCGGCAACUUUCUGCCUGAGACGUGGCGAAAUCUCAUGAGCAGUCCGGAUUCUUCCAUCAUCGACUUCUACCCCGAUGACUUUGCCAUUGAUCUCAACGGCAAGAAAUACGCCUGGCAGGGAGUGGCCUUGUUACCUUUUGUGGAUGAACGUCGGCUGAGGGCCGCGCUUGCUGAUGUCUACCCCGACCUCACACCUGAGGAAGAGAAAAGAAACAGCCUGGGGAGCGAUGUAUUGUUUAUAGGGAGGUCUCACCCGCUCUUCGACUUCAUCCACGAACUCUACCGUGCAGAAUCUCUCGAGGGCACUGAGAUCCCUGCAGAGCUCUGCCAUGGAAUCCAAGGUACAUUAAAUCUUGAUGACGACCCUAUUCUACCAGAUAAGACAGUGAUGUCACCCAUCCCAAUGCUGCGUGACAUUUCACAGAACAGUUCGAUUGGAGUGAAGUUCAAGGAUCCGCAGUAUGCAGAUGGCUUUGUGUUCAAGGCAGUCCUCCUAUCUGGAGCCAAGCUUCCCGAUAAGGUUCUGAAACCAGAGGAUUUCGACAGGGGGAACAGGGGUCCAUGGAGACCCCAGCUUGGCUUUAACCCAAACAGGCAGCAGGCCCACCUGGACCAGUCUGGCUUCCGGGCUCUGAGUCACAGUCAGAACAGAAACCAUCGUGGCCGAGGACAGUACAGCAAUGCGGCGCCACCAAGCAGCUACCAACAAGGAAACUACCGUCCUCAACACGGCGGGGGCCAGCACUCUUAUCAACAUUCCAGACAGAACAGUUUGCUGGGAGCGCCUCCUUCCUUCCACCAGCCUCAGUAUCCAAGGCAGCAGCAGUACGGAGGUGGGGGUCACGGGUGGGACCGGGCCAUGCAGUCGCAGCAGUCGGCGUACCAGCAGAACGCGAGCCGUGGUCAGGGAGGGGCCGGGCCGGGCGGCUACCAGCAGCGCUACGAUCAGCGGAGAGACAACUGGCACGAUCGCAGGGACAAUCGGGGACAGCAGCAUCAGGGCUACAGCUCUGGCAGAAGUUACCCUCCUCCUCCUCCAUCCAGCCGGUAUCACUGGAAUUAAACUCCAAGUGAUGUUGGACUUUGGGACCGUGGGGUUUAGGGUUAGUGGGGCGAAUAUUUGUAGGGGGAGACACGUCAUGUGUUUUUUUCAUUUUUAAUUGUCUUCUUGUACAAUUUAAUUUUUUGUUUCUUUUUAUUCUACUUCAAAAAAAAAAAACUUCAUGCUGUAACUUGUGAUUUUUAAGAUGAAAGGCCUGUAAAACUUGUAAAAUACAAGUGAGUCAAAGGACGAAGUGUCCGCUGUGUUUAUUUUUUGAGAGAAAUCUCCGAAAUGUUCACGUGUUUCUGAACAAAAAAAAUGAAAUAAAACGUUGAUGUUGGAUUGUA